Molecule: messenger RNA, 1596 nt
Organism: Gekko japonicus
Lineage: Eukaryota; Metazoa; Chordata; Lepidosauria; Squamata; Gekkonidae
Gene: PDE2A
Product: phosphodiesterase 2A
Exons: 16
Coding region: 1-1596 (531 amino acids)
Biological process (GO): cGMP catabolic process; negative regulation of receptor guanylyl cyclase signaling pathway; positive regulation of gene expression
Cellular component (GO): mitochondrial matrix; nucleus; cytosol
Molecular function (GO): protein homodimerization activity; 3',5'-cGMP-stimulated cyclic-nucleotide phosphodiesterase activity; 3',5'-cyclic-AMP phosphodiesterase activity
Source: RefSeq, a predicted model, not a curated record
AUGUUGAAGACUUACUCUCAGAGCGAUACAUGCUCCGUGUUCCUCUUGGAUCGAAGCAACCACGAACUGGUGGCCAAAGUGUUUGACGGGGGCGUGGUGGACGACGAGAGCUACGAGAUCCGGAUUCCGGCCGACCAAGGCAUUGCGGGUCACGUGGCCACGACCGGGAAGAUCCUCAACAUCAAGGACGCCUACUCCCACCCUCUCUUCUACCGCGGCGUGGACGACAGCACCGGCUUCCGCACCAGGAACAUCCUCUGCUUCCCCAUCAAGGAUGAGAACCAGGAGGUCAUCGGAGUGGCCGAGCUGGUUAACAAGAUCAACGGUCCUUGGUUCAGCAAGUUCGACGAGGACCUGGCCACCGCAUUCUCCAUCUACUGCGGCAUCAGCAUCGCCCAUUCUCUGCUCUAUAAGAAAGUCCACGAAGCUCAGUACCGGAGCCACCUGGCCAAUGAGAUGAUGAUGUACCAUAUGAAGGUGUCUGAAGACGAGUACACCAUCCUCCUCAACGAGAGCAUCAAGCCGGUGCCCGAGUUCGACGCCAACUUCGACAGAUUUACCUACACGCCCCGUUCCCUUCCCGAUGACGACACGUGCAUGGCCAUUUUGAGCAUGCUGCAGGACAUGAACUUCAUCAACAGCUACAAAAUCGACCGCCAUACGCUUGUCAGGUUCUGCCUGAUGGUGAAAAAGGGCUACAGGGACCCUCCCUACCACAACUGGAUGCACGCCUUCUCCGUCUCCCACUUCUGCUACCUGCUGUACAAAAACCUGGAGCUGGUCAAUUACCUGGAAGACAUCGAAAUCUUUGCCUUGUUUAUCUCCUGCAUGUGUCACGACCUGGACCAUCGGGGCACGAAUAACUCCUUUCAGGUGGCUUCGAAAUCGGUCCUGGCUGCCUUAUACAGCUCUGAAGGUUCUGUGAUGGAGAGACAUCAUUUUGCUCAGGCCAUUGCGAUCUUGAACACCCAUGGCUGCAACAUCUUCGAUCAUUUCUCCCGAAAGGACUACCAAAGGAUGCUGGAUCUGAUGCGAGACAUUAUUCUGGCUACCGAUCUGGCUCACCACUUGAGAAUCUUCAAAGACCUCCAGAAAAUGUCAGAAGUCGGCUACGACCCCAAAAACAAGAAUCACCACAGCCUCCUGCUGUGCCUUCUCAUGACCUCCUGUGACCUCUCAGACCAGACGAAAGGCUGGAAAACCACACGCAAGAUUGCUGAAUUGAUCUACAAGGAAUUCUUCUCCCAAGGAGAUCUGGAAAAAGCCAUGGGCAACCGGCCAAUGGAGAUGAUGGACCGGGAGAAGGCCUACAUCCCGGAGCUGCAGAUCAGCUUCAUGGAGCAUAUCGCCAUGCCUAUCUACAAGCUACUCCAGGACCUCUUCCCCAAGUCGGCCGAGCUGUACGAGAGGGUGGCCAGCAACAGGGAGCACUGGACCAAAGUCUCGCACAAGUUCACCAUCCGGGGCCUCCCCAGCAACAAUUCCCUGGACUUUCUGGACGAGGAAUACGACCUGCAGACGAUGGCGGAUAACGGGGCCAAGUUGAACGGGUGCCUGGACUGCGAAGAGGGGCACUUGGGGGAGGUGAUGGAAUGA